Phytophthora nicotianae INRA-310 is the source of this 336-nucleotide messenger RNA. RefSeq lists its product as hypothetical. The record is from RefSeq and is a predicted model, not a curated record. The coding region runs from base 1 to 336 and encodes 111 amino acids. Lineage: Eukaryota; Oomycota; Peronosporomycetes; Peronosporales; Peronosporaceae. The transcript has 2 exons.
AUGGCGGCUGAAUCGGUGUCUGCUGCGCCGGCCAAGGCGAUGCCAGCGCCAAUGAAUGUUAAGACGCCGGAGUCUGUUGCUGCAGCUAUAGUGACGCAACCGCCGGCUGCGGCUACUAGCAUGCGCGUGCCCAGCAGCACCUUCACCUAUAGACACUUCAUGGGCGGUGCUGUCGGAGGCAUGACGGCAGCACUCAUUACGUCGCCAUUGGAGGUCGUUAAAACGCGUCUACAGAUUCGCGGUGGAAGCGGAUCCUUCGGAACCCAGACAACGUUCGGCGUCAUGCGCUCCAUCGGAAGAACUGGUGAGUGGGUAGCUGAGCUGAGACAACAGUAG